Vicia faba (fava bean) is the source of this 411-nucleotide messenger RNA. Lineage: Eukaryota; Viridiplantae; Streptophyta; Magnoliopsida; Fabales; Fabaceae. The record is from the annotation of a GenBank genome assembly.
AUGUCAAAGCGAGGUGAACUUACCUUCGAGAAGGAGAUUUGUAUUGGUUUUUGUUGUAGUCAAUGGUGGAGUGAAAAUGAAAAGAAAACCAGAGGCUUGACAAGCUGUGGUGUUGUUGAGUCUGUUCAAAAUGAUGAACAAGUUGAAAUGUCGUUGUUUCUAUAUUGCAGGGUUACGGUUUUGGUUGUGUAUCAGGGGUUUACUCAAGAAGAAGAAUGCAAGUGUGAGAUACAUUUUGAUGUUGCAGAGUCGAGCUUACAGCAAGUCGGCCCUUUGCUGCUGCUGUUUAGCAGUUCUGCUGCUUUGCUUGUUUUGCUUGCUGUUGGACAAUUUUUGUUUGAUGCAAGUCUGCCCUUUGCUGCUGCUAUUAAGCAAUUCUGCUGCAUUUCUUGUUUUGAUUGCAGCUUAUAG